Molecule: messenger RNA, 1416 nt
Organism: Magnolia sinica
Lineage: Eukaryota; Viridiplantae; Streptophyta; Magnoliopsida; Magnoliales; Magnoliaceae
Product: receptor-like protein EIX2
Exons: 2
Coding region: 511-1245 (244 amino acids)
Molecular function (GO): protein binding
Source: RefSeq, a predicted model, not a curated record
CAACCAUCUCUGGCAUCAUCCCCACCUGGUUUUGGGAUUUAACACCCCAACUUCUUUCCCUGAACCUUGCAAAUAACCAGAUUUUUGGCCAAUUGCCCAACCCUUUCAAAAUGAAGCUGCAGUAUUUAGAAUACUUUUCUGCCAAAGGUAACAAAAUCAGUGGCAUGAUUCCCUCAUAGAAGGAAUGAAUUCCUUGACUAUCCUUGACCUUUCCCGAAACAAUAUUGGUGGUAUCAUUCCAUUGAGUUUGGGUAAUUGCAAAGCACUUUAGGCACUUGAUUUGAGCAAGAAUAGGUUAUCCGGAGGAAUACCCACGUCUUUGGGUCUGUUACGUCAACUCCAGACAAUGCAUCUAAGCAACAAUACUCUAUUAGGAAAAAUACCUUCAUCUUUGAAUAAAUGUACUAGUUCGGAGACUCUCGAUCUUGGACACAAUAAUUCUCAGGUCAUAUUCCCACUUGGAUUGGCAAGAGCUUUCCAGCUUUAAGAAUUCUGAGUCUCUGAUCAAAUAUGUUUUCUGGCAACAUCCCAUCACAAUUAUCAAAACUAACUUCUCUUCAGGUCCUUGAUGUUGCACAAACUUGUUUAUCUGGUUCAAUUCCCCAAAGUUUUGAAAAUCUCAUGGCCAUGAAGAAUGAGCAGAAGAUAAACCACAUUCUUUCCUAUGGAGGGACAAGAUCAUCAUGUUACAAGGAAAACUUAUUUGUAUCAAUGAAGGGGCUAAUACUUGAAUACACAAGAAAAGUUUCGCUGGUAACAUGCAUAGACCUUUCAAGAAAUAACUUUUCUGGAGAGAUCCCUGAAGGACUCACAAGUCUUUUGGGAUUGCAUGCCUUAAACUUAUCUGGAAACCAGUUGAACGGAAAGAUCCCAGACAAGAUUGGUAAACUGGCAUUGCUAGAGUCUCUUGAUUUCUCUGAAAAUCAGCUUUCGAGUUCAAUUCCUCUGAGCAUGUCAAAUUUAACUUUUCUAAGUCACUUGAACUUGUUGUAUAACAACUUGUCGGGAAGAAUUCCAAUGGGAAGUCAGGUCCAGACACUUAAAGAUCCAUCUAUUUAUAUCGACAACAAUAAACUCUGUGGAUCUCCUCUUAUAGAAAAGUGUGGUAGCGAUGAGACGUCUCAAGGUCCAAUGGCUGUCAGUGGUGAUGUAGAAAAAGAUGAGGAAGAGUAUGAAAUCCGUUGGUUUUACUCUGCGUUGGGACAGGAUUUGCAGUUGGGUUUUGGGAAUUCUGUGGUAUUUUAAUGCUUAAAAAAUCUUGGAGAAUUUCCUAUUACCGCUUCUUUGAUGAGAUGAAAGAUAGACUUUUUUAUUAAUUUAGAUUUACAAGAUGUUAGAUUGAAAAAGUCUGAUGGAAAUCCAGAUCAUGUGUAAUGAAUAAUUGUUGUAAUGCAGAUCUCUUCACAAUUGUUUUUU